Messenger RNA from Capsella rubella, 820 nucleotides. RefSeq lists its product as uncharacterized. Bases 279 to 605 code for a protein of 108 amino acids. The transcript has 3 exons. The record is from RefSeq and is a predicted model, not a curated record. Lineage: Eukaryota; Viridiplantae; Streptophyta; Magnoliopsida; Brassicales; Brassicaceae.
CUCUUCCAGACGGUUUGCACUAAGAUUUGUAGAUUUCUCGCCGCCAUUAAAACCUCUGCUUUGCGUUUUUCUUUCUCUCUUCCUCCUGCACGAGUACCCAUUUCUGGAGAAGAAGACAAGGUUCCUACACAACUCCAUUAAAUCGAUUUAAUCGAUCAGUUUCUUCAAUUUUCGCGCAACGCCGGAAACAAAAACCCUAGGGAAGACGAGGAUUUCGAUAAUGAAGUUUGCUUUCGCUGUUCAAAUUCGAUCGGUUUUGUAGGAGCUGAAUAGAGAAAAUGUCGAGGCCGAUCAUGCUUGUGUUUCUUCUGGUCAUACUCAUAGUCACUUCUCAGUUUGAAUGGAGGCAACCACUUCUUGAGCUUGAUGCAGCUCCUAGCUUGUCUCAGAAACAUCAGCAAAUUGCAAAGAGGGAAGAAGCUGUCAAGGAGAAGAUCAUCUUGUCACAAGAGAGACAUAUCCAGAGGCUAAAUGACCUUGUACGAAUUCUUCAAAUGCAGUUACAGCGAUGCAAAGGAGAGAACGAGACACGAAACGCCACAGAAACCACCCAUCUAAACAGACAGUUCAUUGAACUCGAGAGGAAACACAUCGUGGAAGACUAAUAUUUCCUCUAUGUAACAACAACUCUACUAAAUAACCCAUAAUGGUACGUAAAAAAAGACUGUUGUAAUUUAUUUCUGUCUUGUCAAAAACCUUGACGAUGAUGUUUUGAUUAGGAGGAUCACCUUAUUCAUGAGAAAUGUUGGGAAGUACUUGUAAUAAAAUUUGAGAACUAGGGUGCGUGUAAUAUUUGUACUUAUUAUGGUUGAUUCUAUCA